GAUGUAUUUCCACUAAGCAAUUUAAAAAAUUCUUUUAUGCUAGCCAAAGAACAGAGAUUAAACCUCGUAACCGCCGCAAGGAGUGUUCUCCUCUCUUCUUGGAAUGGAAUGGAGGUAAGGAGGCUGCCAGAUUUUCUCACUCGGUUCUUGAGCUCCAGAAUUUUUUUGCUUUCGCUCGCGCUCGGCUUCGCCCAAUUCUUCCUCUUCUCCUUCUCGCCGAGGGCUUGGACACAGAGGAGCUGCUCGAUCGCCAAAGCCAAAUCAUCCCAGCUUCUCAGAGUUUAUGUCGCCGAUCUUCCUCGCGAAUUCCACCAUGGCCUCCUCGAGAGCUACUGCCGCUCCCAGAACUGCUGCUCCACCGGCGAGUAUCCCACGAAUCCUCUGCUCAAGCAGCACAGUGCCGAGUUUUGGCUCCUGCGCGAUCUGCUCGACAGCCCCUCCAAGAAGAAGGAAAACUUUGUUCGAGUGUGGGACUCCCGGCUCGCGGACGUUGUCUUCGUGCCAUUCUUCGCGGCUCUCAGCGCUCAAAUCCAGCUCAGAGGUGGCCACCGUGGCGAGUUUCGCAAGAGGAGCUCCAAAAACUCCGACUUUGAUCGCCAGCGGCGAGUGGUGGAGCUCGUCACCAGCAGUCUCGAGUGGAGGCGGAGCAAUGGAGUCGACCAUGUCUUCGUUCUCGCUGGUAAAAACGAAACUUUGCUCUCUCUCUCUCUCCAAGCUCCUGUUCUUCUUCCAGAUCCCAUGGCUAUGUGGCACGUCCGCGAGCAAAUCUCCACUGCGGUGUUCCUGGUGGUCGACUUUGGAGGAUGGUACCUGGAGGACGCCAAGAACAAGCUGAAUUCCUCCACCAUCAUCCAGCACUCCCAGGUCUCUCCGAUCAAAGACGUGAUAAUCCCCCACACGCACUUGCUGCCACCCUUGAAGAUCGCGGACGAUCAACACCGGACUGUUCUCCUGUACUUCAGAGGAGCUCGCCAUCGUCACAGGAGCGGGCUUGUCAGAGAAAAGCUCUGGAAAAUCUUAGACAACGAACCGGAAGUUUUGCUCGAGGAAGGACUUCCAGACGAUGCCGGUCUUGCGGAAGCCACACGAGGCAUGAGAAGCUCCGAGUUUUGCUUGACUCCGGCGGGAGACACUCCCAGUUCAUGCAGGCUUUACGACGCCAUCGCGAGCCUGUGCAUUCCAGUGAUUGUCAGCGAUGACAUACAGCUUCCAUUCGAAGGCUUUGUGAAUUACGAGGAGUUUUGCGUCUUCGUGUCAGCCCGAGACGCCACACAACCCGGAUGGCUUGUCCAAAAGUUGCGGAGCAUUGGCAGCGAGGAGAGAAGCACGAUGAGACAGACGCUGUCGCGUGUCCAGAGGUAUUUCGAGUAUGAUAAUGCGCUUACGGACGGAGCUGUGAGCUUGAUAUGGUCAAAAAUCCAUUCCAAAGUUCCUAUGAUCAAGGAGAGCAUUGCGAGGUUUAGAAGAAAUAGGAAAAGUGGUAGCUUACCGUCGGCUAAGCGGUGUCACUGCGUUUCAUGAGCCUCUUCGUUACGAUUUUUUGUAAAUCACGGGAGUGUUCCUGUUGGAAGGAUACAAAAAA
Messenger RNA from Selaginella moellendorffii, 1582 nucleotides. Its product is annotated as probable arabinosyltransferase ARAD1. Lineage: Eukaryota; Viridiplantae; Streptophyta; Lycopodiopsida; Selaginellales; Selaginellaceae. Gene Ontology annotation, molecular function: glycosyltransferase activity. The record is from RefSeq and is a predicted model, not a curated record. The transcript is spliced from 2 exons. The coding region runs from base 37 to 1521 and encodes 494 amino acids.